AUGGACCAGUCCAAUAGCGCCUCUCCGGCUGUCAUCAAAACGGAUCUACUUAUUGUCGGCGCUGGUCCAGCUGGGGCUUCCCUCGCCUGCUUUCUUGGAUCCCAUGGACAUCAUGGUAUCAUGAUAUCGGCGGCGCCUGGCACUGCAGACACGCCGCGUGCUCACAUUACCAACAUGGCAGCUCUGGAAUGCCUCCGAGACAUAGGCCUCGAAGAAGAAUGCAUCGCCGCCGCAACUCACGGUGACACCAUGUGCCAUACGAGAUGGUGCCACAGUCUAGCUGGCGAGGAGUACGCGCGAUGCUACUCAUGGGGACAUCAUCCGAACCAUAAAGGAAACUAUGAAACCGCAAGCCCUUGUUCGCAUGCAGACUUGCCCCAGACGCUUCUUGAGCCGAUCCUCACCAAGCGAGCCGUCCUCGAUGGCUGGACCCUACGAUUCAAUACUACAUUUGUCCGGUUUAUUGAGCAGGGCCCCGAAGUCAAUAUAAGCGAAAUUAAGGACGACAUCACGGGCAAUAUCUACCACAUUCAAUCGAGAUUUGUGUUUGGCUGCGACGGUGCCCGCAGCCAAGUUGUUCGAGAACUACAGCUUCCCUUAGACAAGAAGCCGAACCAGGGUCUGGCGCUAAACAUUCUAGUACGAGCUGAUCUCUCUCAGCUGAUGAAGAACCGUCGUGGCAAUCUUCACUGGGUUCUGCAGCCUGACAAGGAACACCCACCUUGGGGCUGGGCUGCUUGUGUGAGGAUGGUCAAAGCUUGGAACGAAUGGAUGUUUAUUUUCCUGCCUGCGCCUGGCUCCGAUGUACCUCUGGAGAAGAUGGAAGCAAGUAACGAAGAAUAUCUACGCCGUGUUAGGGAAAUGAUUGGGGAUAACUCCAUCGAUGCGAAGAUUUUAGCAGUCAAUAAGUGGUGGAUCAACGAAGUCGUCGCGUCACAGUACUCCAAGGACAAUGUCUUCUGUCUAGGCGAUGCUGUACACCGUCAUCCGCCAUUCAAUGGGCUUGGCUCCAACACAUGCAUCCAAGACGCAUUCAACCUAGCAUGGAAGGUGUCCUAUGUUCUUAAAGAGCAGGCCAAGCCUUCCUUGUUAGCCACAUAUGGGGCCGAACGCCAGCCUGUGGGUGUUCAGAUCAUCACCAGAGCAAACCAAGGUCUGCGCGAUCAUACUGGAUGGAUGGACGCCAUUGGCAUGACGGAGCCAGAUCUUGAUAAACGCAAAGCCAUUCUUGAGGAAUUCGAACGACCUGACGCCACAGGAGCCAAACGUAGAAGUGACUUUCAGGAUGGCAUCGCCAACACAAAUACGGAAUUCCACGGUUUGGGCGUAGAGAUGAAUCAGCGAUACGAGUCCACAGGCGUAUUUUCGCACGACGAAUUACUCUUCCCGUAUGAUGCGGACCAGUCCACCACGAAUCAUGUGGUUUGCACAUACCCAGGACGACGCCUGCCGCAUGUCUGGCUCAAUACAAGAGCACCAACAACACCAAUCUCGACCAUUGAUCUCGCUGGUCACGGUGCAUUCUGUCUUCUUACAGGACCUCAAGGUCAAAUGUGGAAAGAGGCCGCCGCAACCGUGGCUGCGGAGCUAAAAGUACCAAUCAACGCACACUCAAUUGGUUGGAAGCAGGAUUAUGAAGAUGUCUAUUUUGAUUGGUUGCGCCUUGGGCAAAUUGAGGAAGGCGGCUGUGUCUUGGUUCGACCAGAUCGGUUUGUGGCGUGGAGAAGCAAAGAUGUUGUGGCGGACCCGAAAGACAAGCUAAAGCACGUCAUGGAAUGCGUUUUAUCAUUAAGUUAG
[Torrubiella] hemipterigena is the source of this 1797-nucleotide messenger RNA. NCBI's taxonomy places the organism in Eukaryota, Fungi, Ascomycota, Sordariomycetes, Hypocreales, Clavicipitaceae. The record is from the annotation of a GenBank genome assembly.